Lodderomyces jiufengensis is the source of this 1134-nucleotide messenger RNA. RefSeq lists its product as uncharacterized. The coding region runs from base 1 to 1134 and encodes 377 amino acids. Gene Ontology annotation, cellular component: cytosol. The transcript has a single exon. The record is from RefSeq and is a predicted model, not a curated record. NCBI's taxonomy places the organism in Eukaryota, Fungi, Ascomycota, Pichiomycetes, Serinales, Debaryomycetaceae. Gene Ontology annotation, biological process: purine nucleoside catabolic process. Gene Ontology annotation, molecular function: purine nucleosidase activity.
AUGCUUAAUUUAUUGAAAUCAAUACUUGCAUUCACUUUGCUCUCAGUAGCAACUUCAAAAAAAGUUUAUAUUGAUAAUGAUGGAUUAACAGCACCAAUUGCAUUAAUCCCAUUAAAACAUGGUUGGGAAAUAGUUGGUAUGUCAGGUUCAUUUGGUUCUGCUUCAUUAGUUGAUUCAAUGGGUCAAAUCUCAAAUAUUUUAGAUGUUUAUAAUUUAUCAUCAUGUAUUCCAUUAUAUGAAGGAGCUAAUCAACCAUUAUUAAGAAGAAAAGAUACUUUUAAAUUAUGGCAAACAAUGUUUGGAGAUUUAGUUUGGCAAGGUGCUUAUGAUGAUCAUUAUCAAGAUAUGUAUACUUGGGAUAAUGUUACAUAUGAUCAAUCAGUCCCUGCAGCUUUAGCUUUAAUUGAUGUUGUCAAAAAAUAUAAAGAUGAAGAUCCUGUUUAUAUUUAUGCUGCUGGUAUGAUGACAACUGUUGCUCAAGCUUUAUCUUUAUAUCCAUCAUUAGUUAAUGAUUCUGCUGGGUUAUAUAUUAUGGGUGGUUUUAUUGAUACUCAAUAUGCUGCUGCAACUGGUACUCCAAUUGUAAAUGAUAUUAAUACUGAUAUUAAUUUUAUAGAUGAUCCAGAAGCUGCACAAAUUGUAGUUACUGCAGGAUGGAAAGAAUUAGUAAUUGGUGCAAAUGUUACUAAUUAUUUGGUUCCAUCACAAAAAUUAUAUGAUAAAUUAAUUGAUAAAGCAGGUGGAAAUUUAACUAAAAUUAGAGAUACUCCAUAUUUAUCACCAUUAAGUACAUUAUUAGCCACUGGUAAUUAUUCACAAAAUAAUGAUCAACAAACAUUACCAUUUUGGGAUGAAGUAGUAGUUGCAUUUUUAACUGAUCCAUCACUUAUUUUAAAUUCAACAAAUUUUAGUGUUGCAGUAGAUACUCAAUUUUAUUCUCCAUUUUAUGGUAGUUUAAGAAUUUGGGGUAAUGAAUUUGCUCCAAAGGGAGUUAAAACUGGUAAUGCAACUAUUGUUAAUCAAAUUGAUGAUGAUAGAUUUUAUAAUUUAAUUCUUGAUGUUUAUCUUGAUGAAUUUAGAUCGUAUUGUUCUGAUGGAUCAAUUACUGCUUAUAAUAUUAGUCAAGAAAUUUAA